Cannabis sativa is the source of this 2301-nucleotide messenger RNA. Its product is annotated as pentatricopeptide repeat-containing protein At2g35030, mitochondrial. The transcript has a single exon. The record is from RefSeq and is a predicted model, not a curated record. Gene Ontology annotation, molecular function: RNA binding; protein binding. The coding region runs from base 259 to 2175 and encodes 638 amino acids. NCBI's taxonomy places the organism in Eukaryota, Viridiplantae, Streptophyta, Magnoliopsida, Rosales, Cannabaceae. Gene Ontology annotation, biological process: RNA modification.
AUAAUUAUUUUUGUUACUUAAAAUGUAUUUUUGUAAAUACAAAAAUUCAAUGAGUAUUAAGUAAAAUUGAGUAUUUUAUAAAUUUUUGCACCCAUUUUCUUUCUUGCACUAUUGAAGUUACCAUAAGUAUAUACGUAGAAAAAUAGAGAUAUGAAAUAAAUAUAUAUAUUGAAAAUUUUGGGUUUAUAUAAAUACUAAUACUACUACAUUCAUUGUCCUUAAUAAUUUUCUCCCAACCCAAACAGAAACACAAUUGUUAUGAAGAAAUGUAUGACAAUGAGACCAAAAUAUCUCCUUUGGGUCUUUGCUCCGAUUACCAAACAUGACACUAGAGUUAUGCAUUUCUCUACAGACUGUAUUAAGAAUGCCCCAAAAAUCACAUUGCCCAGAAAAUAUUAUAGCCUCAACUCUGAUGUUGCACGGUCAAAUUGGUUGAUUACUAAGCUAAGUCGAAAUGGGAAAAUUUACGAUGCACGUAAGGUGUUUGAUGAAAUGCCUGAGAGGGAUGUUAUAACUUGGACCACAGUGAUUACUGGGUAUGUCAAAUGUGGGAUGAUUGAUGAGGCUAGGAAGUUGUUUGAUAGGAUUGAUGCUAAGAAAGAUGUCAUCACUUGGACAGUUAUGAUUUGUGGUUAUAAAAAGAUGAAAAUGGUUAAGGAAGCAGAAAGAUUGUUUCUUGAGAUGCCUGAGAAGAAUGUUAUAUCUUGUAAUACUAUGAUUGAAGGGUAUUCAAGAAAUGGUCAGGUGGAUUUAGCUUUAGAUUUGUUUGAGAAGAUGGAGGUAAAGAAUGUUGUUUCUUGGAAUACGAUUAUCACUGGUUUGGCCCGAGUAGAUAGGAUUGAGGAUGCUUUAAGGAUAUUCAAUUCGAUGCCCGAAAAAGAUGUUAUAUCAUGGACAACAAUGGUUGCUGGUUUAUCUAGAAAUGGGAUGAUUGAUGAUGCUCGAGAAGUUUUCGAUAGAAUGCCUGUUCGGAAUGUGGUGUCCUGGAACACAAUGAUUACAGGUUAUACACAGAAUAUGAAGUUGAAUGAGGCCUUUGAAUUGUUUGAGAUGAUGCCUGAAAGGAACAUGACUUCAUGGAAUACAAUGAUUACUGGUUUUAUUCAAAAUGGUGAAUUAAAGAAGGCUUGGUACUUGUUCAGCGAAAUGCCUUAUAGGAAUUCAAUCUCUUGGACAGCAAUGAUCACAAGCCUUAUACAAGAUGGACAAAAUGAAGAAGCAUUGAAGAUGUUUUCUAAAAUGGUGGCAGUUGAAGGUUUGAAACCUAAUGAAGCAACUUUUGUGAGUGUUUUGAGUGCUUGUAGUAACUUAUCCGGUCUCGGUGAGGGACAACAAAUACAUCAGAUGAUAAGUAAAACGAUCAAUCAUAACGAUUCUGAAACAUUGGUAUCUGCCCUGAUAAACAUGUACUCAAAAUGUGGAAAGUUAAGCACAGCAAGAAAGAUUUUCGAUGAUGGUUUGACAAACCGAAGAGAUUUAGUCUCUUGGAACGGCAUGAUUGCUGCCUAUGCUCAUCAUGGUUUCGGGUUAGAAGCAAUCAAACUGUUCAACGAAAUGCAAGGCUUCGGUUUUAAACCCAAUGAUGUCACCUAUGUGGGGUUACUCUCAGCAUGUAGUCAUGCUGGUUUGGUUGAGGAAGGCUUACUUUACUUUGAUGAGCUUGUUAGAGAUAGAACAAUACAAAUUAGAGAAGAUCAUUAUACAUGCUAUGUUGAUCUGUGUGGAAGAGCAGGGAAGCUUAAACAAGCAUAUGAUUUCAUUGAACAGCUAGAGACUAAUAAGGCAUCAGCAACAGUUUGGGGAGCUCUUCUUGGUGGAUGUAAUGUUCAUGGUGACAUGAAUAUUGGGAAAAUGGCUGCAGAGAAACUCAUUGAAGAUGAGCUAGAGCCACUUAGUGCUGGCACUUACUCAUUGUUAUCUAACAUCUAUGCUUCAUCUGGAAAAUGGAAAGAAGCUGCUAAAAUGAGGUCAAAAAUGAAGGAAAAAGGAUUGAAGAAGCAACCUGGUUGUAGUUGGAUUGAAGUUGGAAAUAGGGUGCAUGUAUUUGUAGUUGGUGAUAAGUCUAAUAAUCAAUGUAAUAAAGUUGUUUAUUCUUUGCUUAAUGAUCUUCAUGAAAAUAUGAAGAAGGUUGGGUGUGUAUCAAAUAAUGAUUUGAGAAUGGAUGAAGAAAGAUGAGGGUAGGUAGGUGAUUAGUGUAUUGUAUUUUCAUAAAUUUUAGCUUUGGUUCAUAUUAAUAUGUGGGAUAUUUUCAUAAAUACUUAAAAAUGUCAAAAAGUUUACAAAAUACAAAUUUAUAUUUUU